Passer domesticus (house sparrow) is the source of this 2671-nucleotide messenger RNA. Its product is annotated as alpha-1-antitrypsin-like. Gene Ontology annotation, molecular function: serine-type endopeptidase inhibitor activity. Gene Ontology annotation, biological process: negative regulation of endopeptidase activity. The record is from RefSeq and is a predicted model, not a curated record. The coding region runs from base 16 to 1284 and encodes 422 amino acids. The transcript is spliced from 4 exons. Lineage: Eukaryota; Metazoa; Chordata; Aves; Passeriformes; Passeridae.
CAGUAUCUGUGAAGAAUGAUGAAGGCCAUGCUCCCACUGUGCUUGCUGGUGGCCAUGCUUCACCUCAGUGUCCACAGUCUGACCCAGACUGGUCACCACACUGACCAGCCCGAGGCAACCGACACCCAGGAGCAGCAUUCUCUCGAGGUAGAUCCUCUUGAGUCCUGCCAAAGGAUAAUCCCGAGCAAUACAGACUUUGCCUUUCACUUUUACAGGCAAGCAACCACUCAAGAACCUGACAAGAACGUUUUCUUUUCCCCAGUCAGCAUCUCUGCUGCCCUUGCCCUUCUGGCCCUGGGCUCCCGAGGCAGCAGCCAGGCUCAGCUGCUGGAAGGACUGGCCUUUAACCUCAGCAGCAUCCAGAAGGAGGAGAUACACCACGGCUUUCGUCAGCUCCUCCGCUUGCUGAACUGCCCAGGCAGCCAGGUGCAGCUGAGCAUGGGCAACACCCUGUUCAUGGACAAACACCUGAAGCCAAUGAAAACCUUUCUGAAGGACAUCAAAAAACUCUACAGAGGAAAAGUUGUCUCUAGUGGCUUCCAGAAUUCCACUGAAGCUAAAAGAGACAUCAAUGACUAUGUAAAGAAUAAAACCCAUGGGAAUAUAAACCAAGUACUUGAGGACCUUGAUCCAAACACUCUGAUAGUAAUUGUUAACUACAUUUAUUUCAAAGCUUACUGGGAAAAUCCUUUCAAUAUUAAGGGGACUCACAAGGACUUUUUCCAUGUGAAUGCAAAGACCUCAGUUGAAGUGGAGAUGAUGACUCGAGAUGGAUUUUAUAAAGCAUACUCUGACAGGAAGCUGUCUUGCAAGGUGGUGCAGAUUCCUUACAAGGGAGAUGUUACAGCAUUGUUUAUCCUGCCCAAGAAAGGAAAAAUGAAACAGUUGGAAAGUGCCCUGACAAAAAACACCAUUUCUAAAUGGGAAAGAUCUCUUCAAAGAUGGAGGAUGGAAUUGCAUAUUCCAAAAUUAUCAAUUUCAGGCACCUAUGACUUAAAGAGGAUCUUAAUGAAUCUGGGUGUAACCGAUGUGUUUUCUAACCAGGCUGAUCUGUCUGGAAUCACAGGAAACCGAAAUGUGAAGGUUUCAAAAGCUACUCACAAGGCCCUGCUGAAGAUCCAUGAGAAUGGCACAGAGGCUGCAGCAGCCAGCAGCAUAGAUUUUCUUCCUCAUUCUGCCCCUCCCAUUGUUAAAUUCAAUCAUCCAUUCUUGCUGCUGAUUGUUGAUCAGUAUACUCAGAGCAUCCUCUUCAUGGGAAAAAUUGUAAACCCAACUGAAAAAUGACUGGUCAGUGGCUGGUCUUAUUGGUUUGAAUUGCAUUUUAUGGAAUUGUUGUCCAUUGAGAUUAAAAUUAUAUCCCAACAGUUAUUAACAAUUUUCUUUUUCCAAAGAAUCAGGAAAGAGUGCAGUCAUUCUUAGAAACAUUCAUUUUGCUUCGUCCUUCCACAGAAAAUAACCACUGAGAUAUACCUAUUAGUAAAUAGUGAAGAAUUUGAUACAUCAGCCUUUUAGUGAUCAGUGCCAUCUUUGAAAAUCAAGGUAAUGUCCAGCUGAGAGACUCAGUUGAAAGUUUUAUUUACUGUAAAUAAAUAAAAAUUUGACUGGAUAAAUCCAAAUGAAUUCUCUGCAAACUACAGGUUGGCUUCUGAUAUUGGGAGAGUUUCCAGUAGAAGGGAGGCACAUCUACAAAUUACACACUGGGAGAGUCAGUCACUUUAGACCAGGCCUAGACACUUCCUCUGAAGGUCAAGUCUUAUUCCAUGGCCAUUAAUGUAACAAACUCUACACAAAAAUCCUAUGUGGAAGCACUGCUGGGAAAUGUUUUAGUUGGCUAGACAUCCAAAAGUUUCUACUGGCAUUGCAUUAUAGAUUUAAUCUUGUAUUUCUUGUAAAUAGAAGUCCCUUGUGGAUGUUCAAAAGGGACAGGAUAUGAAUACCUGGAAGGGGGAAGAACAAACAGUGAGAUUAAUCCUAUCUCGAGAGUGUACAUCUAUGCUGGUAAAUAAAGAGCUCUAAGAUCUGUUCUCUAACCAUGAGGUCAGCUGGCUUAUCACGGGUCAUAUCUACAUUGCUUAAUUCUGACCCUGCAAGGCAUCCCAUCUACUUAUUGGAAAUGGGCCUUGGCCUGUGCUAACUCCAAACAUAUGCUUAGCACUUGUUUGGAAGAAUCCUAUGGUGGCAUGUGUCUGAAACUGUUCUAAAAGUACAAGAAUGUGCCUGCAGGCUGAUGGCCAGGUCUGUUCCCCAGAACUGCUCUGUGUACUGCAACAAAUGGAGCCAGAGUGAACAACAGAGGAGAGGGAAAGUGUCCCUUCACCACUCAGCCCUACAAGCUCCUCUCUGCUGGCAAUUUGCAUAUUUUUGAAUAACACUAAGUCCCAGGUGAUGCUGAUAGGCCUUCACAACUGCUUCUCAGAAAUGAGGGAACUGGAGACCCUGAUGUGAAGUAAGAUUUGGCAGUUCAAUAAAAGCCCUUCAAAACUAUGUCAAGUCACAGACUGCGAGGCUCCCAUGUAGUUAGCACAAAUGUGUUUUGGUGGUCUCUCCUGAUUUGUCCUGUGCAUUUGCUGUAAUUGUGUAUGUUUAUUUUCACAGUAAAUAUGAGUGCUUAUUUUCAAAAGGCUGCUCCUCAUUAAUGAUUUGUGGUGUUCCUCAGCUGAUACCACAAUGC